Messenger RNA from Morone saxatilis (striped sea-bass), 536 nucleotides. RefSeq names its product ribonuclease-like 3. Gene Ontology annotation, molecular function: RNA nuclease activity; nucleic acid binding. The coding region runs from base 28 to 477 and encodes 149 amino acids. Gene Ontology annotation, biological process: defense response to Gram-negative bacterium; defense response to Gram-positive bacterium; angiogenesis. NCBI's taxonomy places the organism in Eukaryota, Metazoa, Chordata, Actinopteri, Moronidae. The transcript has 2 exons. The record is from RefSeq and is a predicted model, not a curated record.
UACACAGAAGUCAUCGUCUCUGUGUUCAUGAUACAGGGAAUCAUGCGGAUAACAUUUGCCUGUUUGCUGCUGCUUUGUGCAACCGUGCUCUCUCAGGAUGCAAACGUCUCUCAGCGUUACAGAAAAUUCAUAGAGCAGCAUAUCAAGGGGACAAUGAGUGCGGACCGUUGUGACGAUGAGAUACGAACUAGACGCAUCUCCAAAACCAACAGCAAUGAGUGUAAAGAGACCAACACCUUCAUCCAAGCCACCACCAAUUUAGUUAGAGCCAUCUGUGAGCGUGCAGGAGAGCCAUAUGGUGACAUGACCAAAAGCCUCCAACCUUUCAGCAUUGUAGUCUGUAAACUGAGAAACCAGGAUGCAAGACAACCCCGCUGUCAGUACCGUGGUCAACGGUACACCAGGAGAAUUGCAAUCAAAUGUGAACAAGGCUUUCCUGUGCAUUUUGAAAGGGAUAUUGUACACUUUGAAAACUGAUUAAACAGUACCUGUGUACUCCAGCCUCCUGUUAAAUAAAAAACAUUUGACAGCUCACA